Meloidogyne enterolobii is the source of this 1170-nucleotide messenger RNA. NCBI's taxonomy places the organism in Eukaryota, Metazoa, Nematoda, Chromadorea, Rhabditida, Meloidogynidae. The record is from the annotation of a GenBank genome assembly.
AUGAGGAAUAAAAGGCAUCAGAUCAUCCAUCAGACUACUGAACCAUUAGAUGCUUUAUGUACAAAUAAAGACAGAUCUAGAAUUGCAAUUACUGGAAGGACAGGUUUAAAUAUAUUUUUUGUUAUUUUAAAAAGAUUUUUAGUUGUAAAAGUUUUUUCUUCGAGUGAUGGGAAGUUUGAAUUAAUAGCUGAAAGAAACAAGCCGAGAAAGACUAUGUACUUUUCGGGCAGCAUUGCUUGGUGUCCUUUAAGAGUGGAGUGCUCCUACAAGGCACACAAACAACUUGUCACUAAAGUUUGUUUCAGUGAAUUCAAUGAGAAUAUUCUUGUUAGCGGAUCAAAAGAUUCUACUGUUUGGUUGUAUGAUUUGAGAUGUGCUGAACCAAGCUUAUACAUUCAAUUCUGCAUGGAAAGCAAAUUGCAAGAUACAUUUGUUACUGCUGGGGACAGUGGUACUAUUCGCUUUUGGGAUGCACGACGGCCAGAUAAACCUUCAAAAGAAUUUAUUGCGCACAGUUCACAGAUUUACAGUAUAGCGUUAAAUCCACAAAUCCAAUCGAAAAAUCUUAUUGCUACAGCUGGUCGUGAUAAAUAUAUUCGUAUUUGGGAUUGGUCUAAAAAUAUGCCGCAGUUUCUUUAUACUGUGGAAAUGAUGGCAAUUGUAACUCGUGUUUCUUGGUGUCCGGACAACUCUUGGCAUGUAGCUUGUUGUUUUGCACCUCCAAGUGGUUUUGUUUCUUCAGACAAUACUAUCUAUGUUUGGGAUAUUCGUCGACCAUUUAUUCCUUUUGCAUCCUUUGAUGCACAUACAAAAACAUGCACUGAUAUGUCAUGGCCAAAAUAUGGAACAGGUGGAACAUUUCUUUCUUGUGGAAAGGAUGGCAAAUUGAUCAUUAACUUCACGAAUGCGCCCCUUAGACCUUUUAUUUAUGCAAAUAAUGUUGCACUAGAUACAAACACUUCGUCAACUGAUGAAUUCAUUGUCGCUGUCCCAUCUUCUCGUCGAAAAGGCAGCCCUUUGCUUAUGGAUCACUUUGAUUCUUUUCGUCGUCGAUCUCCAAGUAUGAUUUUCUCUAUAUCACCAUCUGAUCCUCUUCUAAUGCCUGUCAAAGCUCUGUCAUAUUUUGCUUCAAAGUUUUUUAUAUUUCAAAGCAAAUCUAUCUUUAUUUAG